Messenger RNA from Clunio marinus, 357 nucleotides. NCBI's taxonomy places the organism in Eukaryota, Metazoa, Arthropoda, Insecta, Diptera, Chironomidae. The record is from the annotation of a GenBank genome assembly.
AUGAAAAGUUUAAUAAUUUUGUUGUUCGCAACUGUCAUUGCUUCUGGUGAUGCUGCCCAGAAGUGUGAAGAAGUUACAGAUCCAUGUACACCACAAUUAGAAGAUGCAGAACCAAACACACUCGGCCAAAUUGCAGCACAAUGCUCAGGUGAUUUGGCAGAUGUCAUGUUCAGUACCAUUUCAGUUCUUGGAAGCUUCUUAGGAUUAGACCCUCCAGACACUUAUUUUAAUACGUUUUUUGCAAGUGAAAGGGAAGGUGUGAGCGCUUGUCUUGUUGAAACUGAUAAAGCGUUUUUGGGAAACUAUCAAAGCAUUAAUAACAAUAUAAAUGCUAUUGCUGCUUCCAAAAAAGUUUAA